AUGAUGCUUGCUUAGUGAGGAAUACAGGCAAUGUCCUUUCAUAAUGUUUUGUACAGUAAUAAUUAGUGCACAUUUACAGUCAUUCAUUGUAUAUUUCGCAACUGAUAGAUGGAAAUUCUUAAUUUUUCUUUAGUGGUGGUUUAACUGAAUAAUAAAUAAUUUUGGAAAAGGAAUGAUGUCAAGAUACAACUACACGUUGAGUUCUCCUCACAAAGUGUAUCUGUCUGAAACUGUGACGUUGUCUGGAAUGCAGUCAUCUUAUUCAUCACACUAUCUCAAAUACUCUGCAGAGGAACUUCUUUCUUACAAAAAAGGAAAAACAAAAUCUUCUGAAGCUCAAAGACUCUGUCAGUCUUUGUUACGAGAUGCUGCAUUGUUUGCAAAAAUAUGGAACAAGGCUCCACUUCUUUCUGAGAUCGCAUCGAACAAACAAGAUAAAUUUUUCUCCUACAUAGCAGCACACGCUCCACACAUAGCAGGAAGACGCAAUGAACUGUGGGUCCGUUUGGGAAGAAUGCUUCAAAACAGACGGAAAUAUCUUAAUGAUAUUGAAAUAGGAAAACGAAAGAAACCAUUAUCUACAUGUGCUAGUAUUUCUCCUUUGAAUGGUCGUAACAUAAGUGCAGUUAAAAUUGAAAUGGAUUGUGACACAAUCAAUCAACAUGCACGUACAGAUAUAUCACAGUACAUACAUAUGAAUAAUUUUGGAAAUCAGAAUAAUUCUGUGUCUUCCUUGCAAAGUAAGCUUGCGUCUGCCAGGCAGUGGCAUGGGGAAGUGAAGUCAUCCAACUGGACUGGUUCAUUUACAAGGGACAAAUCUAGCACUAAUGCUGAUUGGGCUAACAGUGGAUUGGGAGAUGAAUGUAUUAAACAGGAGGAUGGAGAAGGGGAUUGUUCAGAUUACGACUGGCAACCACCAUCAGAAGCUGAAAUGAAGCUGAUUCGAGCACGGCGUGACCGAUCAGACAAGAUCAGCAAGCUGAUGGGAGAUUACCUGCUGAAAGGAUACAAGAUGCUGUCUACAGUGUGCGACUGUGGAACUAUCCUCCUUCAAGAUAGAAAUGGAGACGAUUACUGUAUUGCAUGUAAUGAACUGGAUUCUGACACAGAGAAAGAUGAUCCAUUAACCAAUGAAGCAGCAGCCCUUGCACAGGUGCGAGAACAAGAACUAGGAUUGUUGCGAGAGGGUGGUGCAUCCCCAAUGUCUUCUGUUUCAGACAGCCCCCAGGUGCCUGUCAGUGAGAGGUUUUUAACACCUUCCACUGGCGCAACCAAACUGAAGACAUCUAACUCAACACAUGAAGUGCUACAAAGACCAGCAAAUUGUUCAGUGCUGCAUAAUGAAAUCCAGUGCAGUGUCGGUGAUUCUCAGUCUGUGGUAGACCAUGUGGACGCACUGAAUACACUGAACAAGAAACUUUGUUGGGCAACCAGCGAGUUGGAUAAAACUGCCAGUGUGGAAUACAGCAUCCAGUUGUGUAAUUUGAUCAAAUCAUGUGCCAGUGCUAUUCAAGCUCUGAAGGAUUUGUAGCACAGACUGAUUUUCCUCCGUAAAGAUAAGAAUAGUUCAGAUAUGAAAUUUCUCUAGAUGUUGCCCAAAUUCCAGUUUUAAGAACCACCUGAAAACUGUUCAUACCCUUGUUCUUUAAUAAAAGCAUAAAGGAACUGCAAAA
Gigantopelta aegis is the source of this 1673-nucleotide messenger RNA. Its product is annotated as protein ZNRD2-like. The record is from RefSeq and is a predicted model, not a curated record. NCBI's taxonomy places the organism in Eukaryota, Metazoa, Mollusca, Gastropoda, Neomphalida, Peltospiridae. Bases 173 to 1531 code for a protein of 452 amino acids. The transcript is spliced from 4 exons.